Phyllotreta striolata is the source of this 624-nucleotide messenger RNA. NCBI's taxonomy places the organism in Eukaryota, Metazoa, Arthropoda, Insecta, Coleoptera, Chrysomelidae. The record is from the annotation of a GenBank genome assembly.
AUGAGACUACCAAUGUUCAUUCGAUGCUUUCUAAUUAACAGCAUUCAAAUAUGUUCCUACAUUUUAUUGAUUAAUUGCGGAGCCAAUAACUUACAUCACAUGGACGGCACAUCGACCGCCGAAAUAAUCAACGGAGACGUCUUCUUCGAAAUCACCGACCCCGAAGAGCUCGAGUACACCUACAGAAUCCGACCGGCCAAAGAUUUCGGCGCCCCAUUCAACGCCUCGUUCCACGUAAAAAACGUCCCGUUGGUGCCCAUUUUGCCCAAGAACGGCUGCAAACCGCCCGACAACCUCGACGACAUCGAAGGCAACGUCGCCCUAAUCGAAAGGGGUGACUGCUCGUUCAAGAUGAAAACUUUAGUAGCGGAACGGGCGGGCGCUAGAGCUGUCAUCAUCAGCGACGUCGUAAAUUCGAAUCAGGAAUACUUCAUCGAGAUGAUCGAUGAUAACACGGUGGAGGAGGUGAACAUACCGGCCGGCUAUUUGCUCGGCAAAAACGGCCUGAUGAUAUUGAAAACGUUGGAGCGACUGAAGCGGAGCUACGCGAUGAUCAAUCUGCCUGUUAAUCUCACCUACACGCCGGUGCACGAGAUGAACCAACCGCCCUGGUUGGGCUGGUGA